Chrysochloris asiatica (Cape golden mole) is the source of this 5568-nucleotide messenger RNA. It is a transcript of the gene ATAD5, whose product is annotated as ATPase family, AAA domain containing 5. The transcript is spliced from 23 exons. Bases 1 to 5568 code for a protein of 1855 amino acids. The record is from RefSeq and is a predicted model, not a curated record. Gene Ontology annotation, molecular function: ATP binding; DNA binding; DNA clamp unloader activity. Lineage: Eukaryota; Metazoa; Chordata; Mammalia; Afrosoricida; Chrysochloridae. Gene Ontology annotation, cellular component: nucleus.
AUGGUAGGUGUUCUUGCCAUGGCGGCGGCUGCUGCUCACCCUCCAAUGAAGGACUAUGAGAUUGAGCCUUGCAAAAAGCGAAGGAAGGAUGAUGAUGGAUCUUCCUGUAAAACAAUUACAAAAUAUUUAUCAUCAGUAGGGAAGAGUGGGGAUAGGGUUUUCUGUCCACCAAAAUCCAAUAAUAUUCUGGAUUACUUCAGAAAGACUUCACCCAGAAAUGAGAAUAAUCAGUCAACAAAAGCGUGUAAGAUAAAAUCAUCUGUACCAGUGCCUAUUAACAGUGGCAAGGACUACAAAACACCGCUGGAAAUGUUCUCAGACCCAGAAUUGAAGAAGAGAGGAAAGAGAGUUAACUUAUCUCAUCAACUAAAUAAUAUUAAAGCUGGACCUGAAUCUAUAAUUGAAAUUAAUAGCGAUGAUAGCAAAGAAGACUCUAGUUUAAAUGAUGACUUUGUAGAAAGUAGUACUUCUUUUUCACUCCACCAGAAACAUACAGAGAUACUUACAGAAAGUAUUCAAGAUAUCAAAAACCAGUCAAGCACUAUAACCUCCAAACCAAACUCUAAGAAAGUCAAUCCUAAACAAGGCACCACACAAAGUGGCUCUAAAAAAAAGAGAAAAAGGAAGUGUAGAGAUAUAAUAGAUCUCUCUGAAAGCUUAACCUUGACAGAGGAACUAAAUCUAAAACAAGAUGCUGGUGAACAGAUAAUAUCUCCUGUAACUGAUGAAAUAGAGAAUACUGUGAGUGAGGCAAGCCCUGGAGAUAAUGUAGCUAAAAUAACCCACUUAAGUGAUAAUACAAUAACUGUCUCAUACGAAGAGUUUUUAAAAAGUCACAAGGAAAACAAAGUGGAACAGAUACCUGAAUCUCCAGUGUCAAUAUGUAUUCCUUUUGAAACUGUUGGAGAAAUAGCCAAAAGUGAUUAUAUAAGUGACACAGAAACCUGUGAAAGUUCCCAGCAGGUACACUUUAAGACAGUGACUGUUCUUGCACAAGUUCACUCUGUACCCCCCAAAAAGACUGGGAAAAUACCCCCGAUUUUCUUGAAACAAAAGCAAAUUGAAAUGGAAAGUAGUUUUUCUGAUCCUGAGAGUGAUCAGACACUUCAGAAAAGAAAAUCUAAUGUUGUUAUACAGGAGGAAGAAUUAGAAUUGGCUGUUUUGGAAGCUGCAAGUUCUGAAGCUGUGAAACCAAAAUGUACUCUGGAAGAAAGGCAACAGUUUAUGAAAGCAUUUAGGCAGCCAGCAACAGAUACAUUUAAAAACGGAGUUAAAAAGUCUUCUGAUAAGAAAGACCUUAAUGAAAAGUUUUCACAUGAGGAAGGAAGAGAUUGUAAUUCUAAAAACAUCACAGAAAAUCUUAAUAUCCAAAUAAUUUCAAGUAACAGCAAUUCACAGUCACAUACUUUUAAAGGACUUUCUACAGAGAAAAGUAAAAUGAAAAAGCAAAAGGGUAAGAAAACAUUAGAUGCUGUGGCUGCACUAAGUGAAAAUAGAGAAAGAAAUACUCAAAAGAAAGAAACAACCUCUUCCUUAAAAGAAAAGCAAAAGCAAAAUAAAGUUAGAAUGAAAUUAAGACAGAAGAAAACAGAAGUUUUCAAAAGCAGCACAUUAUCUUAUAGUAAAAAUCUUAUUUGUGAAGAUAUAACAAAGGAUGAUCCUUUUAAGAUUUCCUCUCGACAUAAUAAUAAAACAUCAAGAAAAACCAGUACUCCAGUUAAGGAUAUCAAAGUUACGUGUUCUGAAACUGAACCUGAAGUCAACUUGGUAAAUGUUUCCACACCCAAAUCAACCAGAAGAUCUGUAAGAAGUAGUAGCACACCUACUACAAAAAUCAUUGAAAACUCUGAUUUUAAAGAUGCAGAAGAUAAUAGUCCCAUAAAAGUUGCCACUCCAAAAGCAGCCAGCUUACCAGGAAAGCAUAACGUAUAUACGGCAGAAUUAAUAACAGUACCCUUUGAUUCUGAGAGUCCUAUAAGAAUGAAAUUCACCAGAAUAAGUACUCCAAAAAAAUUUAAGAAGAAAUCUAAGAAAAGCUAUAAGAAAAAAUCUCAGAAUUCUGAAGCAACUGAUGGAGAUUUUACUUCUCAAACUAGACAGGCAAAUAAUGCUUCAAAAAAUAUAUCAAAAGCAAAACAAUUGGUUGAAAAAGCAAAAGCUUUACACAUUAGUAGGUCAAGGACUACUGAGGAAAUACCAACACCCUUAAGGCGUUCCUCUAGACAUCAGGCACUUACGGAAAGGAGCAGAUGGUCAGAAACAGAUGACUCUGUAAUCAUAAUAGAUUCAAGUCCUACAUCAUCAAAGCAGCCUGAGAAAAAUCAGAAGAAGCUUAAGUGUUUGAAUGAUGUGCUGGGAAAAAACCUUAACCAGUCACCUAAAAAUGUACCUGGAAAAAUGAAAGUCGCUCCUUUAUUUCGUGCCAGAAAAGCUCAAAAACCAGCUGAUCCUAUCCUUGAAUUCGAUGAAAGCAGUCAAGAUACAUCUGGAAAAUCUCAGAAUUGUGAUGUGCAAUUUAAAGCAAAGCGUGAAUUUCUAAUGAGUGGCUUGCCAGAUUUGUUGAAAAGACAGAUUGCAAAGAGGGCAGCUACGCUGGAUGCAUACAGUGCCGCUAGUAUCAGUUUCCAGAAAGUUGUUCAUAUUCAACAAAAAGAUGAUGGGUGCCAUUUGUGGCAUUUGACACCACCCUCUUGUCCUCUUUUAACUAAAUUUAAAGAACUGAACACUAAAGUAGUAGAUGUUGCAAAACAUGCUCUUGCUCUUGGUGACUUUUCAACAUUGACUUCAAGUUCGAAAAGUAAUCAUUCUGCUGUUACGUUCGUGGGAACAAGAAGGUCUUUUACUGAAGACAUAAGGAAUCUUUUGCUGGAGGAAAUUCAGUGGUCAAAUCCUAAAUUCCCUUUGAAAAAUUAUUUCCCUGUACUUCUUAAAAAACGGAAUGAACAUCUGGCACUUUGUGAAUGUCUUGGUAAACAAGACAUUUCACAACUGGAACCUACUGUUAAUACAAAAGAAACCAAAAGGAAACGAGUGGAUGCUGAAAAUUAUAAGUCAAAAAGAAAGAAACCAAAUGAAUAUUCAGAAAGUCCGAAAAAGACAAGUGGGAAACCAGAAGAACUACAUGGAAGAAACAACUCCUCUGGGAUAAAGUUAGAUUCUUCCAGAGAUUCUGGGCUUGAAGACAUGCUUUGGACAGAAAAAUAUCAACCUCAAAACUCCAGUGAACUCAUAGGCAACGAGCUAGCUGUUAAAAAGUUACAUAGUUGGUUGAAAGACUGGAAGAGAAGAGCUGAGCUGGAAGAAAGACAAAAUUUGAAGGGAAAAAGGGAUGAGAAGGAAGAAGUUCUGUUGGAUAGCACAGAUUUUAAAGGCAGCUCAGAUGAUGAAGAAGAGAGUCGUCUUUGCAAUACUGUUCUUAUAACGGGACCAACAGGAGUGGGGAAAACUGCUGCCGUGUAUGCUUGUGCUCAGGAGCUUGGAUUUAAGAUAUUUGAAGUGAAUGCCUCUUCCCAGCGCAGUGGUAGACAAAUUUUAUCUCAACUAAAGGAAGCCACUCAGUCCCAUCAAGUAGAUAAACAAGGUGUCAACUCACAAAAACCUUGUUUUUUCAGUAGCUACAACAUAGUCAAGUCACCAAAAAAAUUUAGCACCCCUAAGAAAGCUGUUGCAUCACCAAGAAAAAUUCCUCCUUCACCGAAAAGUAGGGGAACAAAGCGAGCACUCCCUCCUAAAACUUUGGCAAGUUAUUUUAAAGUGUCUUCUAAACCAAAAAGUAAUGACGAAAUAGGAGCACUUCCGGAAAAUAAUAAAGGAAUCAAAAUUUCUUCUGAACAGAAACAGAUUACUCAGACUAAAUCCACAGACACAACUAAUUCAAACAAAGAACUUGGAGCAGAAGAACCCAACAAGAAAAAUGCAACAUCUCUUAUUCUUUUUGAGGAGGUUGAUGUCAUUUUCGAUGAAGAUGCUGGGUUUUUGAAUGCUAUCAAAACAUUCAUGGCCACAACUAAAAGACCUGUAAUCCUUACUACAAGUGAUCCGAUGUUUAGUUUAAUGUUUGACGGCUGCUUUGAAGAAAUCAAAUUUAAUACUCCUUCCCUACUGAAUGUUGCCAGCUACCUACAAAUGAUCUGUUUGGCUGAGAAUUUUAGAACAGACAUCAAAGACUUUGUCACCUUUCUAACUGCAAAUACUUGUGAUAUCAGAAGAAGUAUUCUUUAUUUACAAUUCUGGAUUAAAAGUGGAGGUGGAUUUUUAGAAGAAAAGCCUUUAUCCCUUUGUGGAGGAAAUAGCAAGAAUGUUCGAGUAGUUCGCUCUGAAAAUGGCUCUGAUUCCAAGAAUACUCCUAAAAAUACUAAAAGGAAUCCUACAGAUAUCCCGAACUGUGAUAUUGGUUGUGUUGACUCCUUGUUUGGCCUUAAGAACAUUUUUUUUCCGUAUGAAGAUGUAUUUUCAUUUUUAAAGCACAAAAUCACCACAAAGGAAGACUGGCAUAAACUAAUCCGGCUUCUUACAGAAUUCCAAACACGGAAUGUGGAUUUUUUAUAUAGUAAUCUUGAGUUUAUUCUGCCAUUACCAGUUGAUAUCAUACCAGAAACAAAAAACCUCUGUGACUUACAAGGAACUGUGGGUGCCAGUCCAGCAAUGAAAAGUGUGAGAUGUCUCACUAGGAGCCAUUCUGAAGGAGAGCAGUCCUCGAAAAAGUCACAAAUAAAGAAACAUAAGAAAAAGAUGGUCAUACUAGAUGACAGUGACUUAUUUGACACCGAAUUGGACUUUUCUCAUGAAUUUAUUAACCUAUCCCCUGUCUCUUCGUCAAAUUCAGAAGAACGCAAAGCCAGAGACAAAAAAAGCCCACCAGAGACAGAGAAACUAAACAAAUGCUUACACUCUAACAUUGUUCCUAUUCCUCAUCUUCCUCAAACACCAGCUGAAAACAAAUGUUCUGCUCUUGUUUCUCAUUGUUUAAAUUCUCUCACUGAGUUCAUGGAUAACAUGUCCUUCUUAGACGCCCUUUUAACUGAUGUAAAGGCACAAAAGAAAUUUGGUAAAAAUGACUUCAGCUGGACUAAUGGACAGGUUAAAAAUGGACUUUGUGAUGAGUUUAGUCUGGAGGGUAAUGAUGACUGGCCGCCUCAACAUUCUGGAGAAUUAAAGGCAGUUGUGGAAGCACUCAGCUUUACUAAGUGCUCGUCUGUCAUUUCUAAAGCAUUGGAAACCUCUGUGAAUUCUUGCAAGAAAUUAGGAAGAGAUCCAACCAAAGAUCUUACCUUAUAUGUUUCACAACAUCACAACAAUGUAUACUUCAGUCAAACAGCAGCAAAUUUGGACAAUGCACAGGAGAGAAUAGCAGUAAUUAAAAGUGUAUUUUCUAGCCGAUCUCUUAUGAAUCUGGGUAAUAGACAAGCUAGUAUAAUUGAAUAUUUACCAACUCUUCGAAACAUCUGUAGAACUGAGAAGCUAAAAGAACAAGGAAAAAGUAAAAGAAGGUUCCUGCAUUAUUUUGAAGGAAUUCAUCUUGACAUUUCUAAAGAGACUGUGAACGCUUUGGCUGCUGACUUCCCUUAG